Messenger RNA from Arabis nemorensis, 698 nucleotides. NCBI's taxonomy places the organism in Eukaryota, Viridiplantae, Streptophyta, Magnoliopsida, Brassicales, Brassicaceae. The record is from the annotation of a GenBank genome assembly.
AUGAGACCGAGAGGAGCAAAGUCGGGAUCAUGAGAGCUCUUUGCGACCGACAAGAUCCGUCAACUAAGGAUGUGGAUGACUUGAUGAUAAGGCGGUUUUUGCGGGCGCGUGACCUCGACAUUGAAAAGGCUUCAACCCUAUUUCUCAAGUACUUGGCUUGGAAAAAAAGCUUUCUCCCAAAGGGUCACAUAGCGGAAACAGAGAUUGCGAAUGAUCUGUCGCAUAAGAAGGUGUGUCUUCAGGGACAUGAUAAGAUUGGUCGACCUAUCGUUGUUAUCUUUGGGAACAAACAUAACCCUUCCAAAGGCAACCCUGAAGAGUUCAAGCGUUUUGUGGUCUACACGCUCGAGAAGAUAUGCGCAAGAAUGCCAAGAGGGGAAGAAAAGUUCAUAGGCAUUGGAGAUCUCCAAGGAUGGGGAUAUGCUAAUUGUGACAUCCGUGGCUACGUCGCUGCUCUAUCCAUUUUACAGGAUUGUUACCCGGAGAGACUAGGGAAACUCUAUAUAGUUCAUGCUCCCUACAUUUUUAUGACCGCAUGGAAAAUGAUUUACCCGUUCAUCGACAACAACACCAAGAAAAAGAUUAUUUUCGUGGAGACCAAGAAACUCACUCCCACUCUACUUGAAGACAUAGACGAAUCACAACUUCCAGACAUCUAUGGAGGCAAACUCCCCCUUAUUCCUAUCCAAGACACCUAA